GAACUGUCCGCAUUGUCGACGGGGCUCUCGCCUCUCGCUAUACGCAUACGUGCACGCGCUUUCGCAACGGUUCCUGCGACUCUUGGACUUUCGUCCGCUGCCAGUGCUCCUGUGCGUCGAUAUACCCGCGAAGCGCGAGCAACAGUUGCAACCCGCCUCGACUUUUCGAGGAUCUGCUUUUCGUUUUCUUUUCUUUGUUUUCUUUCUCUUGCCCGCCGAAGGAGAACACAACCGACGAGAGAGGAUAGAGCGGCUUGCGCUCGCGCCGCGCUUUUCGAUUUCUUUCCGGAGCUGGUGCCGCCGCUGCACAGGCUCACUUUCGAAUUUUAGGUGUAUACGGUGGCUCGAGCAAAAGGCCACUUGAUGCGCUGAGGAUGCGCCGAGCGCCGAACAACGGUCGGCUCGGCCGCCGCACCGCCGUUCUGUGGCUGACGUCGAGUAUUUUUCUUAUCCUCUCGACGUUGGCCCUCCACUCGUCGUCGUUGGCCGAUGCUACUGCUGCACCCGCUGCCGCUGCUGCCUAUACUGCCGGAAACGCAAUAAGACGAGGGGUAGGCAGAUGUCCAGCCUACGAGGAGCAGAACGUGUGCCCGGCCCGCUCGGCGGUCUGCAAGUCGGACUCGGACUGCGGAGCGCCGGUGGAGCGGUGCUGCGAGACGGCCUGCGGUUCGCGCUGCGUGGCCGGCGAGCUGACCGGCUGCGAGCAGUUGGCCUUGGCGGCGCAGCGCCGAGCGCGAGCCCUGGGACCCCGCAGUCCACCGCAGCUGAUCCCGCGUUGCGACAACGCGACCGGCGAGUUCGAGCGAGUGCAGUGCGAGCCCGCGAGCGCGAGCUGCUGGUGCGUCGACGAGUUCGGCGGCGAAGUUGCCGGCACGCGGGCGGCCAAUAGACGACUGGUCGACUGCGACAAUCCACGAGUCUGCCCGGCGCAUUCCUGCCGCAUGCUCUGUCCCUUGGGCUUCGAGAUCGAAGCGACGAGCGGCUGUCCGCGCUGCGAGUGUCGCGAUCCGUGCCGAGGAGUCACGUGCCCCGGCAGUCAGACGUGCGAGCUAAUAGACGUGCCCUGCGCCAAGCCGCCUUGCCCACCGGUGCCGAGUUGUCGCAAAGCCAAGUCGCUGGCGAACGUGUGUCCCGCCGGCGAGCCGUUGCAGAUCAGCGACACGCCCCGGCCGUUCUUGUGCGGCGACUCGCCGGGCAAGCCGAACUGCCCGCCGAUGUACCGCUGCCUGGUGGAGCACGGCCAGGAGUACGGCGUGUGCUGUCCCGCGAGCAAGCAGCUCCGACGCCCCGGCAGCUGUCCCGCGGAGGAGCCCGAGCACUGCGGCUCGCCGUGCACGCACGACCUGGAGUGUCCCGGCCCGCAGAAGUGCUGCGGCAGCGCCAAGUGCGGGGCCAGCGUGUGCGUGUCGCCCAAGGGCCUGAGCGCCUGCCACCGGAACCGCAUGCUCGCCGAGCUGCUCAGCAUUUCCGAGAGGCAGGGCCGGGGAUACGUGCCCCAGUGCGCCGAGGACGGCGAGUACGAGCCGCGACAAUGCUCGCGCAACGGAUUGGUAUGUUGGUGCGUGGAUCCGACGGGCAAAAAGGUAGGCGGCUCAAUGGGUCCGGCCGAGAAGGUCGAGUGCAAAGCCGGCGCCGUUGCCGCCCAUGGAAGAUCGCUGCCUUCGUCCGCCUGCACGUUGCAGCAGUGCGCUCAGGUCUGUCAGUACGGCUUCAAGAGUGACGCGUCUGGCUGCCCGACUUGCGAGUGCGACGACCCCUGCGAAGGAUAUCCAUGCCCACCUGGCGAAGAGUGCGCACUACGCCGAGAGGACGGCUGUCCGGACUUUUUGUGCCCGACGAAACCCGAGUGCCGGAAGAGGCAAACCUUCAAGAAUCCCUGUGUUACGGGCUCGCCAUUGAGCGACAAAGACGGCAACGCCAUCACCUGCUCGGCUAAUAAGACCUGCUCGCAAAAUCACGAGUGCAUUAUGGUUCCCGAGGCCGAUCAGUCAGUCUGCUGCCCCGUUGUACCUGCUCCCGUCAAACCACCCACUAUGUGCGAGUACUUGCGCGACUUCAGCGAGCGAAUGGAGGGCACUCGUGAGGGCAUGAGUCUGGCAAUGCCGGCGCCUCAGUGCGACGAGGACGGCUCUUACCUCGCACUCCAGUGCCAGCAGCAGCAGCAGCAGCAGCAGCAGCAGCAGGACACUAAGAAUUGCUCGUGCGUGGACGAGUAUGGGGUCAAGUUGAAAGCUAACUUCGAGUCAGACGCCCAUACGAUGGACUGCAACGAGGCGCGUGACCUACUCAACCUCUGCGAUACCUUCAAGUGCAAUCUCACAUGCGCGUACGGCUUCGAGCUCGACGCCGCUGGCUGCCGCGUGUGCCGCUGCAGGGAUCCCUGCCGCGAGGUGCAGUGCGCGGCCGACGAGGCCUGCAGUCUCGUCGACGUGAAUUGCGGCCCGGAGCAGAACUGCCCGUCGGUGCCGGCCUGCCUGGCCACCAAACCCGGACAGUGUCCGUACCUCGUGCCGAGCUCCUCCAGCUGCGAGCUGCUCUGCAGCAACGAUCAAGAGUGCGCGGCGGGCGACAAGUGCUGCUCCACCGGUUGCGGCACGCAGUGCAUAGCGCCGGUGAUGGCGACGGCAUGCCAGCACGCGCGCGCAGUGGCCGAGCACGCUGCUCGCGAGAGUGGCGAGCCGGCGAGAUUGAGCUACAUACCACGCUGCGACGACGACGGCCAAUUCGAACCGGUGCAGUGUCACGCGGGCAUGUGUUGGUGUGUCGAUGAGGAAGGUCGCGAGUCAGCGGGUACUCGUGUCGUCGAGGGUCUCGUGCCCAAGUGUCAGGCGCCUCAACGAUGUCCCGAGAUCGAUUGCACUCUCGAGUGUAGGGACGGCUAUCAAUUGGAUCCGGCUACUGGAUGUCCUAUGUGUGCUUGCAGAGAUCCGUGCAAAAGUGUCACUUGCCGUGGCGAGAACGAGGCCUGCAGAAUGGUCGAGGUAGCGUGCAGCGCGCCGCCCUGUCCGCCAGUACCGGUUUGCCUGCCGAAAAAGGAAAACCCGUGCCCGAACGGUUCACCCCUGCUAGUGGACGACGGCAGCGCAGCCACCUGCGGCCCUCACGGCCGGAGCUGCCCGUCGACUCACAAGUGUGAAUUAUCGCCGCUCGACGAGUACGCCGUUUGCUGCCCGAAGCCCCGGGAAGUUUGCUUCGAGGCGCCGAGGAGGGCACCCUGCAGCGGCCCGCAGACCAACGACACCGAACGAUGGUACUUCGAUCCGGAGUCCAACGAGUGCCGGAAGAAGCAGGACUGCUCAAGCGGCUACAACGAUUUCUCGAGCAAGCUCGUUUGCGACAAUGUCUGCCCUGUGCUCUCCCAGUGCGAGAGACUUCGCGAGCGAAAUCUCAAGACUGCCCAGAAAUACAAGCAGCCGUCUUUCUUGCCCAGGUGCAACCCAGAGACAGGAGCAUGGGAGUCUAUACAGUGUCUCGAGCAUGUUGGCGUAUGCUGGUGCGUGAACAAGAAGGGCGAGCCGAUCAAGGGCUCUUUGGCACGCGACACCGAGCCCAAGUGCAACUUCCGUCAGGCGCGUCGCGGCCGCGGAGGCGCCAGCAAUAUGGAAAUCGACACGGAGAUCAAGGCUUACAUGGAGAACGCCUUCUUGGGCUUGGCGGCGGAGGGUCGCGAGAUCAACAAGGUGCUGGGUAGCAGGUGCCAAGCAAUGAGAGAGCGUGGCUUUGUGCCUGCGAUCUGCGACAAGUACGGACGUUUCGAGCCGACUCAGUGCGCCGCCGAGACCUGCUGGUGCGUGGACGAGGCUGGCAACCAACUGGUCGGCUCCGAGCCUUUUAUCAAGGGCACCAAUAUUUGCCUGCCGACUCCAGUGGAAGCCGUCGAAGUCACCCUUCACUUCCCGGGCAGCUUCCUACCCAUCGAAGACGAGCCACUGUUCGCCAAAGAGUCCACGGACUUUUUGCAAGGUCUGGGCGCUCGUUUGAAGGACGGCGUACAGGUGGAGAUAGGCCAGGAGUCAGUGGUACUGGCAUUCGAAGUUGUUGGCCCAAACAAGGUGGACGUGGCGUUCCAUCUGGAGGAAUUGACACGCAUGCAGAAACUGAGCGUCCUGGGCUACUUGGCCGACGCGACGACGUCGCGAUUCACACAUCGCGUCACCUCGGGCAUAGCCAACAAUCGCGUGGUCGCCCUUGAGCAGCGCGAGAUACUCACUCAGCUCGACGCGCCUAUCUUUCAGACGGCUACCCUCGUACUCGCCGCUGCCAGUGCUUUCAUCAUCAGUAGUUUACUCAUUAUUUUGGUGCUUUAUCGUAAGAAGAUGCAGAUGAAAAACGCAGCCGAGGCGAUGUCUGCGGAGCAGCAUUUCCUCGCGUACAACAGUCAGCCGGUCUACGUGAUAUCCGGCAUGGAAAAUAGCGAGAAAGAGAAGGAAGCGAUCGCGACCAGCCACGAAGUUAUCACCAGAACAUCCGAGAGCGUCGGCUGAACGCCGUUGUCUAACAUCACUUCAUAUCCGAUUUUUCUCUCAAUUUUAUAUCUUCCAAUGUCCCUUAACGCGCGCCUGCACAACGCGUUGAUCGCAUAUCAUUCUUCAAUCAUCACAUUGCCCUCCAUAAACAUAGAUAUCAUACCGUCGAUUAAUCGCCGCCGAAAGUACACACGUUUGUCUAUCGAUUUAUGAAUGUACUACUUCUUGUUUUUGGUAAGCUAAAGCCGUUUGAUAUAUUUGCAAAAUGAAACAAUGGUUCCAAGUAUCUUAAAUUGGAUAGCGUUAAUUGAGAAACUUUCUAUAUCGAAUUGACUUUAAGUAAUUUCCGUAGGCGGCGAAUCCAAAUUUAUUCAGACCAAACUUUCACAUUCCAGUAACCGACAUUCCGAAUGAACUGAUACUUACCGUUAUUAAUCGUCAAAAAGUGAGUCAAGCGAAGAAAGAGUCCAUACAGAUACACACACGCUUACCUACACACAUGCACGCGUAUGUAGACGAUCGCAAGAGAGCAUGUUUCGGGGGAUACUUGUAUACCGAAAAUUUUUCUUUUUCAUCGUUCGUACAAAUAUUGUACACGCGUGAAGGACAAGCGAUGAGAGGAGUCGCCGAAGGAUGUAGGAAAAAAAAAUUUCGCGAAUUUUCCGCUCCGGCGACGACGACGUAUUGAAGAUGGCGAUGAAGAAAAGAAGUACCCGAGAGAGAAAAAAAAUGACAUCUCGUCCGAAGCGUUUUAUUUGCACGGGGCUCUCAGUAUGAAUACAACGCCUCGGCGAGUGUCCGAGCACGUUUGGAUCUCCCCGAUAUAUGUAUAUCGAGGACGGUUCGAACGCUCGUACGCUUCUCGUAUCCCCCCUCCCCUGAUCCCCAAUCCCCGCGAAAUGGUUACUUCUUUUUCUUAAAACUGGGAAUGUAUAUAUUAUAUUUAUUAGGCUUCACAUACACGGCGAACUUAUUAUAGCGAGAUAAGUCUGACCUUUGAUGUACAACACACUAGACAUGACAUUUUUGUCUGCUUCUCAUAUUAUAUACACUAUUCUAUACUGCGUCAUCACCAAAUCAACAACAUUGCAAAAUCACAUUUUAUUGAAAAGUUAUUACGCUUUCCAACCGUUGCAACUACUUUUUUCUUACAAUCAGUCCAACGUAAUUGCUAUCAGAUUUUAUGGAAAUCAGGAACGCGAGACAAAAAAUGAUUGUAAUUGAAAAUUCGACGUUUCGUGAUCCUUGCCGUAUGUUUGCCCUUUUUGUACUACGAUGAAUUCUUAUAGGUGUAUUAGCAAAUGGAAUUUUCAGAAACAACAUUAUACCAGAAAAUUGUCGACAAUGUAUUUAAUAUAUCUGUAGAGUCACAGUUUAGCUGUAAAACUUUUGCGUUAAAAAGAAAAUUUUGAAGUGUAACGUAGCAAUAAGUAAUCAUACAGUAAAUAAAAAAAGCAUCCUCGUUCGGCAAAUAAAUAAGAACAAAAAAGAGAAUUGUUGGUACAAAACGAAGGUGAACGACGAUGCGUUAAGCUAAGACGCUGAUACAAUGGUGCCCAAAUGAGGUGUUGCGCGUCAAAGCAAGGAAACUCAUCCGCGCACUCGUAAGGAAAGCUCGACCGUGAGUUCUCCUCGGACGUGUGUGCGUGGAUCGACUGCAUGAACGAAAGAAAAAAAUACGUAGUGUAUAGCGCUCUUAAUUUAUUUAUUUGACUAACCCAUUAACGUGAUUUCAA
Molecule: messenger RNA, 6202 nt
Organism: Phymastichus coffea
Lineage: Eukaryota; Metazoa; Arthropoda; Insecta; Hymenoptera; Eulophidae
Exons: 13
Coding region: 375-4484 (1369 amino acids)
Biological process (GO): cell-matrix adhesion
Cellular component (GO): extracellular region; basement membrane
Molecular function (GO): serine-type endopeptidase inhibitor activity
Source: RefSeq, a predicted model, not a curated record